Molecule: messenger RNA, 6941 nt
Organism: Cygnus atratus (black swan)
Lineage: Eukaryota; Metazoa; Chordata; Aves; Anseriformes; Anatidae
Gene: ATP11C
Product: ATPase phospholipid transporting 11C
Biological process (GO): phospholipid translocation
Cellular component (GO): plasma membrane; recycling endosome; trans-Golgi network
Molecular function (GO): ATP hydrolysis activity; magnesium ion binding; ATPase-coupled intramembrane lipid carrier activity
Source: RefSeq, a predicted model, not a curated record
CCGCGGGCAGCCUGAGCCGGGCCGGGCCGAGCCGGGCGAUGCCGCGCUGAGGGGCGGCGGGGCCGGGCGCUGCCGCGAUGCUCCGCCGCAGCCUGAGCCGCCUGUGUGCCGGGGAGGAGAAGCGGGUUGGUACGCGCACCGUGGUGGUUGGGCACCGGACGGUUUCGGAAACAGAUGCAUAUGUGGCACAGAAGUUCUGCGAUAACAGGAUCGUCUCGUCCAAGUACACAAUCUGGAACUUCCUCCCGAAGAACCUUUUUGAGCAGUUUAGGAGAAUUGCCAACUUCUACUUCCUUAUCAUCUUCCUCGUGCAGGUGAUAGUGGACACCCCGACCAGUCCGAUAACCAGUGGCCUUCCGCUCUUCUUUGUGAUCACCGUCACAGCCAUCAAACAGGGAUAUGAGGACUGGUUGAGACACAGAGCUGACAAUGAAGUGAACAAGAGUACUGUCUUCAUUGUUGAAAAUGCAAAGCAAGUGCAGAAGGAGAGUGAAAAAAUCAAGGUUGGAGACAUAGUAGAAGUGAAAGCAGAUGAGACCUUCCCCUGUGACUUGAUAUUUUUGGCCUCAAGUAGUGUUGAUGGGACCUGUUACGUCACUACAGCGAGCCUGGAUGGCGAGUCGAAUUUCAAGACUCACUACGCGGUGCGGGAUACCACCGUGCUCUGCACAGAUGAAGCCAUAGAUGCCCUCACAGCCACGAUCGAGUGCGAACAGCCGCAGCCAGACCUCUACAAAUUUGUUGGAAGAAUUAUCAUCUACGGAAGUAACCAAGAGCCCAUAGCCAGGUCUUUGGGUCCCGAAAACUUGUUGCUGAAAGGUGCUACCCUCAAAAAUACCAAGAAGAUUUAUGGUGUGGCAGUCUAUACUGGUAUGGAAACAAAAAUGGCUUUGAACUACCAAGGGAAAUCUCAGAAACGCUCUGCUGUAGAAAAAUCUAUCAACGCUUUCCUGAUAGUGUAUUUAUGCAUCCUAUUGAGCAAAGCUACUGUGUGCACAACUCUGAAAUAUGUCUGGCAGAGUAAUCCACUUAAUGAUGAGCCUUGGUACAAUGAAAAGACUAAAAAAGAGAGAGAGACGUUCAAGGUGUUGCGGAUGUUCACAGACUUCUUGUCAUUUAUGGUCCUCUUCAAUUUUAUUAUCCCAGUCUCCAUGUAUGUUACAGUAGAGAUGCAGAAGUUCUUGGGUUCCUUCUUCAUCUCUUGGGACAAGGAAAUGUACGAUGAAGAAAUAAAAGAGGGAGCGUUGGUGAACACCUCGGACCUGAAUGAGGAGCUUGGACAGGUGGAGUUUGUCUUCACGGACAAAACAGGAACCCUGACAGAGAACAGCAUGGAGUUCAUCGAGUGCUGCAUAGACGGGCACAAGUACAAAGACUGCAUUUCAGAGGUUGAUGGCUUCUCCCAGACUGAUGGGCCCCUAAAAUACUAUGGCAAAGCAGAAAAGAGCCGAGAGGAGCUGUUCCUGCGAGCCUUGUGCCUGUGCCACACCGUUCAAAUCAAGGAAGCGGACCAGGUGGAUGGGCUGAUAGGUCAUCCCGAAUGCAAACACACCUACGUCUCCUCUUCCCCAGAUGAAAUUGCUUUGGUGAAAGGCGCAGAAAAGUAUGGUUUCACUUUUCUAGGACUUGAAAAUGAUUUCAUGAAAAUACGAAACCAAAAGAAUGAAACUGAAAUGUACCAGCUUCUCCAUAUAUUGAACUUCGAUCCUGUCCGUCGCCGUAUGAGUGUCAUUGUGAAGACCAUCACAGGAAAGCUACUUCUCUUCUGUAAAGGAGCAGACUCCUCUAUUUUUCCGAGGGUGCAGCAAGAAGAAAUCCAACAAACUAAAGUCCAUGUGGACCGCAAUGCUAUGGAUGGCUACCGAACACUUUGUGUGGCAUUCAAAGAACUGACUCAAAAGGAGUAUGAUAAAAUAGACCGACAGCUUAAUGAAGCGAAGAUGGCUCUGCAGGACAGAGAAGAAAAGAUGGCAAAGGUUUUUGAAGACACAGAAGCAGACAUGCACUUGAUUGGAGCAACUGCUGUAGAAGACAGACUGCAAGAACAGUCAGCAGAGACGAUUGAAGCUCUGCAUGCUGCCGGCAUGAAGGUGUGGGUGCUGACGGGAGACAAGAUGGAAACGGCCAAGUCCACCUGCUACGCCUGCAGGCUCUUCCAGACCAGCACCGAGCUGCUGGAGCUGACGGUGAAAACAGUGGGGGAGAGCGAGAGAAAGGAGGACCGGCUCCACGAGCUGCUGUUGGAGUACCACAAGAAGCUGAUUCAGGAUGUUCCCAAACACCGGGGUGGCCUGAAGAGAAGCUGGACGUUGAGUCAAGACUAUGGACUGAUUAUAGAUGGCUCGACGCUGUCACUGAUACUCAAUCCUUCACAGGAUUCCAGUUCUAGUAAUUACAAAAACAUAUUUCUACAAAUCUGCUUAAAGUGUACUGCAGUUCUCUGCUGCCGAAUGGCUCCGUUGCAGAAAGCACAGAUUGUGCGAAUGGUGAAGAACACAAAAGGGAGCCCAAUAACACUAUCAAUAGGGGAUGGUGCGAAUGAUGUUAGUAUGAUUUUGGAAGCACAUGUGGGAAUAGGUAUAAAAGGCAAAGAAGGACGGCAGGCUGCAAGGAACAGUGACUAUGCUGUUCCAAAGUUUAAACACUUAAGAAAAUUGCUACUAGCACAUGGGCAUUUAUAUUAUGUGAGAAUAGCACACCUUGUACAGUAUUUCUUCUAUAAGAACCUUUGCUUCAUUUUACCACAAUUUUUAUACCAGUUCUUCUGUGGAUUCUCACAGCAGCCUCUGUACGAUGCUGCUUACCUUACCAUGUACAACAUCUGCUUCACGUCACUACCUAUCCUGGCUUACAGCCUCCUGGAGCAGCACAUCAACAUUGACACGCUGACCUCAGAUCCACAAUUGUAUAUGAAAGUUUCCGAUAAUGCAAUGCUGCAGUGGAGGCCUUUCUUGUACUGGACCUUCCUGGGCGCCUUUGAAGGACUCGUGUUUUUCUUUGGGGUUUAUUUUCUUUUUCAAAAUUCAUCGUUGGAAGAUAACGGAAAGGUGUUUGGAAACUGGACCUUCGGAACGAUUGUUUUCACUGUCUUGGUGUUCACCGUCACUCUGAAGCUAGCAUUAGAUACUCGAUUCUGGACAUGGAUGAACCACUUUGUGAUAUGGGGCUCCCUUGCCUUCUAUGUGUUUUUCUCAUUCUUUUGGGGAGGAGUCAUUUGGCCUUUCUUGAAGCAGCAAAGAAUGUAUUUUGUAUUUGCCCAUAUGCUGACUUCCGUUUCCACGUGGCUGGCAAUAAUACUCCUGAUCUUUAUCAGCCUUUUCCCAGAAAUUCUUCUAAUAGUUUUAAAAAAUAUAAAAGAGAAAAAUCAUCAGACUGGCCCAUUUGAUCUGCCUAUGUUAGUGUCAUACAAACGUAUAGAGAAUGGCUAUGUGAAGACUGAAGAUGCUGUUACUAAUUCGGCAGAAAGAUAUCCCCUCAGGAUACUUUAAAAUGCUCCACACAAACAGUGCAUAUUGUCAUCCUGUAGGAAAAAGAAAAAAAAAAACACAAGCAAACGAAACCACGUGUUUUUUAACGUAACAGUUCUGUUUAAUAUUACCAAGUACGUAAGCAGCCAUGCUGAUGAAGCAGUAGCCAGGCACUGGCCGCGGUACCUGUUUGUCUUUGGUCUUGUUGCUUCCUCCCUCCUCCCCGCACCUCCCCCCCAAAAAAAAUCUGUCAAAUCAGAAGACUGUGGUAAUUGGAGACUGGGAAAGCAUCUUCAGGAAUUGUUCUAAAACAGCAUGAUCAAAGUGCAGGAGAGAAAUGCCUCCCUACGUCACACGGGGGCUUCCUCUCACCGCUGCAGAUCUGCCUGGGAGCAGCAGAGAGUUGCUGAAGUCUCUUGCUUCGCCUGACCAAAGAAGUAGCACGGACUUGAACCCCAUAACAGCCCUGGCCGGCUCCCCGAAGGCGCAGGGGAGAGCCCGCUCCCCCCAGCGCAGAAGCCAGACGCAUCCCUGCGAGCAUCUUGCCUGGUGCCGCGGGGGCUGCCCCCUCCCAGCGUUGGGUGGCCAGAUGCAUGUGGCAGAAAUACUUGAAAACACGGGAAAAAUCAUCGCUGGCAGCACAGUGUUCAGUCGCACGUCCCUCCUCUGGGAUGGCUGGAAGCGAUCAGUGAGCCGUAAGCAGCGGCAGCACCCGUGCGGAGAGUGUGGUGCUGGGCGUCCUCCCGUCUUGGCUUGCUCUGUGCUGGUGGGUUUGCUCCUGGUGAGAAGUGAAGGCAGGAUGGUUUUCCCUUGUUUUGGGAAUGUACCAGGACUGUUCAUGGAGUAAGGAAACUUUCAUGGGGAGGGAAGAACCUUGGAAGCUGAGCUGUGCCCGAUUUCCAGCCCAGGUUUGCCCCGGCUCCCGUGGCUGUGCUUGCGUUACUGCAGCGUGCAGUUGGUGAAACGCUUUAAAGGUCUGAGUGACAGCGCAGUCCUUGGCCAGUCCCAGGGACCUGGAUGGUGCCUGUGAACUUGCAGGCAUAAAACUGCAUCCUGAGUUAUUUGCACUAAGAAAACAGAAGUUGGUUUUAAAAAUAAAAGUACGUUAAUCUGAUUUCAUUUUACACUUUAUUUGGUUUUCAAUUGGCAUGUUCUUUUUCAGUCUACCUUUAGCAAGGUAGUGGGAACUUUUCUUUAAGUUGUGCGCAGCAGAGGCAAGAUGCCUGACUCUCAGUUUUCUCUGGCACUUCAUAUGUGGAAAAAGCAGCUUUUUCAUCGUGUUGAGUCAGAAGCAGUCACGGAGCACCCUGCGUGCCACCACCCGACGUGCGAAGGUCCUCCCUCGUGCUGCCUUCCCCUUGCCCUGUGGGCACAACCUGCGGCCGGAGGCUGGCGCAGAAAUACUGUGAUACACACUCACAUCUACCUUCAGGAGCAAUGAGCUCUACACUGCAGCUGGGUUUUUACUUCCUGCUAUGUCUCUUAGGCUUUGUUUCGCUUCCGUGCAAGGGCACAACAAACUGGGGCUAGAUCGAACAUUCCCUUCAUCAAAUUUUGCUAAAGAGUGGACUGUUAAUUCUCUGAAGAAUCUCUUGCUCUCUGGCUGCAAAAUUCAUCUUUUUCAAAAAAAAAAAAAUCAAGCAGGAUCCAGAUAGGCUGCAGGCACAUCUGGCAUAUGUGACAAGGACUCUGUGAUGGCCCUACCCGUGUGGGAGGGGAUGGGGAUGGAAGGAGCAGAGGGACGGGCAGAGUCCCUGUGGCUGCCCUUGAACCAUCCCGCAUGGCAGGGGCCUGCGGACAGGACUGCUGUAUUAUAUGCUCUGCACUGGCCUCAACGCAAGUGGUGUCUGUCACCUUGUGAGCAACUGCAGCUCCACUCCUUGCUGCAUGCAAGCGAGGAGCUGCGCUUCCAGCAUGUGUCCCAUGGGCAAAGCUUUUUCUCUUUUUCCUUUUUCUAGCUCACCUCACGGACCUAGAAUUCAACUUGCAGACCUUGCCCGAUUCUCAACUUUAACUGCUAAAAUGUGGUGCCUACAGAUCGAGUAUGCGAUGAAUACAAUGAAGAUGCGCUCUAUAUGCCAAAUCUAACCUUUCUACCUAAAUAUACAGUUGCUGACUUGUGUUUACAUAGCCUUUAAAAUGCAGGCGCUAAACCGCGCAAUUCCUGUGAUUCAAAACCAUUCCAAGCCCCAGUUGUCCCAAGCCUGACCACCUGCUUCUCAGUUUGUUCUCAGUUUGUUUUCUGUUGUAUUCUACUUCUAGGGUCAAAUUCUGUUCCUGUGAGAUUCAGCUGGAGGUCUCGCUGUUGGUGUUAGUGGGAACGGAGCGAAGCGUGCCAUGUAUGUGCAAUGUGUGACCUGUCUGAAUAAAGCCACUGAUACGGGCUGAUUGCUGCAGCCUGUGUUAAGCUGAAGCCUUCUAGGAACCCAAUCUUUCUCUUCCCGUUUCCAAGUAUCCAGUCUCAGUAUGGAGCAAGCCAUAGCUGUAGCUGUACAUUCAACCCCAAGGCAUGUAUGCUGAAAAGCAGGGUGGUAUUAAAAUGAAAUGUCAGGAAUAGCAGCUCCUUUGGGGAAAAGCAGGUUUUCUUGGGCUUGGAUUUCCAGCUAGCGCAUGGAUGUAGUUCCAGGACUGCUGUGCUGCUAUGAGCCAGAAGAGCUGACCCUCCUUGUUCAGCAGCAGCAGAAGUGAAAUUUCUGUUGCUGUGGAUGUAUCAUGAAAUCAAGGGGAAUGGGACACACGUGCUGGAGUCACAGAAGGAGAGAAAAGGCAGUGAUACUAAGUGUAAGGAAUCAGCCGUCAGGCCGGGGGAAGUGGCAGUAAUCUGACAGUAAUACUGUGAUUGUUGUUCACAUGCCAUAACACAGGCUGCGCUGUUACAGUGCUCGUUAGUGAGCUAAAAGGUCAGUACAGGCUUAUCGGUGGGGAAACUUGAAGGAAAAAGGCUGGGGUUUUUCAUAGUAAUCCACUGAAGUUUAAUCACUGUCUAGUGACGCUGAAAGAUAAGCAAAGUAAUUAAGAUUCCCUCUAAAAAUGUAAUGUGAUAAUGGAAAAACUCGCCGUAUUCAUAGCUACUUUUCAAAAAACUAAUCCUAAUUGUUAUGAGAAUAUUAUAAAUGACUUGGAAUUGCAUACAGGCUUAAAUUUGAAUUCGGGUACACACAGUUGAAAAACUUACCUAAUACUGCACUAUUCAUCCAAUUUCCCAGCUAUGGAUUUUUUUAAAAAAACAACAUAUAGUAUAUAGAAAGUGUAAAUUAUAUACAGGCAAUGAGAAGAUACAUUUUCAGCUUCUUGCAAAAAAGGACUGCAACCUUACAUUUUUUUCACUUAAAUGCAAUUUUAUACGUUUAUGUUGCUUUAUAUAAAGGAAAUUGAAUGUGAAUGUUACCUUUUAUGAAUGCAACUUGCUCUUUUUUCAUUAUGAAAACUUUUGUUUGAAGUAAUCAAUAAACUUUGGUAUGUUGUUCUGAUUAA